This is a messenger RNA of Suncus etruscus (white-toothed pygmy shrew), 6333 nucleotides long. It is a transcript of the gene ADGRL3, whose product is annotated as adhesion G protein-coupled receptor L3. The transcript is spliced from 25 exons. Gene Ontology annotation, biological process: synapse assembly; adenylate cyclase-activating G protein-coupled receptor signaling pathway; brain development. The record is from RefSeq and is a predicted model, not a curated record. Gene Ontology annotation, molecular function: G protein-coupled receptor activity; carbohydrate binding. NCBI's taxonomy places the organism in Eukaryota, Metazoa, Chordata, Mammalia, Eulipotyphla, Soricidae. The coding region runs from base 152 to 4780 and encodes 1542 amino acids. Gene Ontology annotation, cellular component: cell-cell junction; axon; membrane.
AUAUCGCUGUUUUCUUUUGUUGAGGAAUAUUUUUUUAUUUUGAUUUUUUUUAACUCAUCAAUCUUGAAGUAAAGAAGACAACCAGACACUUUAUUUGUUUCUCAGUUGGAGCACUCACCAUUGAGGUUUUUUCUCUUCUAAGUACACAACCAUGUGGCCAUCACAGAUACUAGUCUUCAUGAUGCUCUUAGCACCAAUGGUUCAUGGUGGCAAGCACAAUGAGAGACAUCCAGCCCUUGCUGCUCCACUGCGACAUGCUGAGCGCAACCCAGGAGGCGCUCUCCCACCCAGACAUCUUCUUCAGCAGCCAGCUGCAGAGCGCACUACUGCUCAUCGAGGUCAAGGGCCCAGAGGAACUGCCAGAGGAGUUCGUGGUCCAGGUGCCCAAGGAGCACAGAUUGCAACCCAAGCUUUCAGCCGUGCCCCUAUUCCAAUGGCUGUGGUCCGAAGAGAGCUCUCUUGUGAGAGUUACCCUAUAGAACUACGCUGCCCAGGAACAGAUGUGAUCAUGAUUGAAAGUGCCAACUAUGGGAGGACUGAUGACAAAAUUUGCGACUCAGAUCCUGCUCAGAUGGAGAAUAUCCGAUGCUAUCUACCAGAUGCCUAUAAGAUUAUGUCUCAAAGGUGCAAUAACAGAACUCAAUGUGCAGUGGUGGCAGGCCCUGAUGUUUUUCCAGACCCAUGCCCCGGAACCUAUAAAUACCUUGAAGUGCAGUAUGAAUGUGUUCCUUACAAAGUGGAACAAAAAGUUUUUCUUUGUCCUGGACUACUCAAAGGAGUAUACCAGAGUGAACAUUUAUUUGAGUCUGACCACCAAUCUGGGGCAUGGUGCAAAGACCCUCUCCAGGCUUCUGACAAGAUUUAUUACAUGCCCUGGACCCCAUACAGAACUGAUACUUUGACUGAGUACUCCUCUAAGGAUGACUUCAUUGCUGGAAGGCCAACAACAACGUACAAACUCCCUCACAGGGUAGAUGGCACAGGAUUUGUGGUGUAUGAUGGGGCUUUGUUCUUCAACAAGGAGCGCACCAGGAACAUCGUGAAGUUUGAUUUAAGGACUAGAAUAAAGAGUGGAGAAGCUAUCAUUGCAAAUGCCAAUUACCAUGAUACAUCCCCUUACAGAUGGGGAGGCAAAUCUGACAUCGACCUGGCCGUGGAUGAGAAUGGGUUGUGGGUAAUCUAUGCAACGGAACAAAACAAUGGCAAAAUUGUCAUUAGUCAAUUGAACCCUUAUACUCUUCGGAUUGAAGGAACAUGGGAUACCGCCUAUGAUAAAAGAUCGGCUUCCAACGCAUUUAUGAUCUGUGGGAUUCUGUAUGUGGUCAAAUCUGUGUAUGAGGAUGAUGACAAUGAGGCCACAGGGAAUAAAAUUGACUAUAUUUACAAUACAGAUCAAAGUAAGGAUAGUUUGGUGGAUGUACCCUUUCCUAAUUCAUACCAGUACAUAGCAGCUGUGGAUUACAACCCGAGGGACAAUCUUCUUUAUGUCUGGAAUAACUAUCAUGUUGUGAAAUAUUCUUUGGAUUUUGGACCUCUGGACAGUAGAUCAGGGCAGGCACAUCAUGGACAGGUGUCAUACAUCUCUCCACCGGUUCACCUUGAUUCUGAACUAGAAAGACCCCCUAUAAGAGAUAUCUCUACCACAGGACCUGUUGGCAUGGGAAGCACCACAACCAGUACUACCCUCCGGACCACAACUUGGAAUCCCAGCAGGAGUACCACUCCAUCCAUGUCAGGAAGGAGAAAUCGGAGCACCAGCACCCCAUCUCCAUCUGUUGAGGUUCUGGAUGAUAUUACUACACACCUUCCAUCAUCAUCUUCCCAAAUUCCAAUUGUGGAAGAAAGCUGUGAGGCCGUAGAAGCACGAGAAAUCAUGUGGUUUAAGACCCGCCAAGGACAGAUGGCAAAACAGCCAUGUCCAACAGGAACUAUUGGAGUAUCAACAUAUCUCUGCCUUGCUCCUGGAACAUGGGAUCCCCAAGGACCAGACCUCAGUAACUGUUCUUCUCCUUGGAUCAACCAUAUAACUCAAAAGUUGAAAUCUGGAGAGACAGCUGCCAACAUUGCUAGAGAACUGGCUGAGCAGACAAGAAAUCAUUUGAAUGCAGGGGACAUAACCUACUCGGUGCGCGCCAUGGAUCAACUGGUAGGGCUCCUGGAUGUGCAGCUGCGGAACCUGACCCCUGGAGGAAAAGAUAGUGCUGCCCGUAGUUUGAACAAGCUUCAGAAAAGAGAGCGCUCUUGCAGAGCCUAUGUCCAGGCAAUGGUUGAGACAGUUAACAACCUCCUUCAGCCACAGGCCUUGAAUGCGUGGAGAGACCUGACUACAAGUGAUCAGCUACGGGCAGCCACCAUGUUGCUUGACACUGUGGAGGAGAGUGCAUUUGUGCUGGCUGAUAACCUUUUGAAAACUGACAUUGUCAGAGAGAACACUGACAAUAUUCAAUUAGAAGUUGCGAGGUUGAGUACAGAGGGAAAUUUAGAAGAUCUAAAAUUUCCAGAAAAUAUGAUUCAUGGAAGCACCAUCCAACUUUCUGCAAAUACUUUAAAACAAAAUGGCCGAAAUGGAGAGAUAAGAGUGGCCUUUGUCCUGUAUAACAACUUGGGUCCUUAUUUGUCCACGGAAAAUGCGAGCAUGAAAUUGGGAACAGAAGCUAUGUCCACCAAUCAUUCUGUUAUCGUCAAUUCUCCUGUUAUUACAGCAGCAAUAAACAAAGAAUUUAGUAAUAAGGUUUAUUUGGCUGAUCCCGUGGUGUUUACUGUUAAACAUAUUAAGCAAUCUGAGGAAAAUUUCAACCCUAACUGUUCAUUUUGGAGCUAUUCCAAGCGCACAAUGACAGGUUAUUGGUCAACACAAGGCUGUCGACUGCUGACAACAAAUAAGACACAUACGACAUGUUCUUGUAACCACCUAACCAAUUUUGCUGUUCUGAUGGCACAUGUGGAGGUUAAGCACAGUGACGCAGUCCAUGACCUUCUUCUGGAUGUGAUUACAUGGGUUGGAAUUUUGCUGUCUCUUGUUUGUCUCCUCAUUUGUAUCUUCACAUUUUGCUUUUUCCGCGGGCUCCAGAGUGAUCGUAACACCAUCCACAAAAAUCUCUGCAUAAGUCUUUUUGUAGCAGAACUGCUCUUUCUCAUUGGAAUCAACAGAACAGACCAACCAAUUGCCUGUGCAGUUUUUGCUGCCCUCUUACAUUUCUUCUUCUUAGCUGCAUUCACUUGGAUGUUUCUGGAGGGUGUGCAACUCUAUAUCAUGUUGGUGGAAGUUUUUGAGAGUGAGCAUUCAAGAAGGAAAUAUUUUUACCUGGUGGGCUAUGGCAUGCCUGCACUCAUUGUGGCAGUGUCUGCAGCAGUAGAUUAUAGGAGUUAUGGAACAGAUAAAGUAUGUUGGCUCAGACUUGACACCUACUUCAUUUGGAGUUUUAUAGGACCAGCGACCUUGAUAAUUAUGCUUAAUGUAAUCUUCCUUGGGAUUGCUUUAUAUAAAAUGUUUCAUCAUACUGCCAUUCUGAAACCUGAAUCAGGCUGCCUUGAUAAUAUCAACUAUGAGGAUAACAGACCCUUCAUCAAGUCAUGGGUUAUAGGUGCAAUAGCUCUUCUCUGCCUAUUAGGAUUGACCUGGGCCUUUGGACUCAUGUAUAUUAAUGAAAGCACAGUCAUCAUGGCGUAUCUUUUCACCAUUUUCAAUUCUCUACAGGGAAUGUUUAUAUUCAUUUUCCAUUGUGUCCUACAAAAAAAGGUACGAAAAGAAUAUGGGAAAUGUCUGCGAACACAUUGUUGUAGUGGCAAAAGUACAGAGAGUUCCAUUGGCUCAGGGAAAACAUCUGGUUCUCGAACUCCUGGACGCUACUCUACAGGCUCACAGAGUCGAAUUCGUAGAAUGUGGAAUGACACCGUCAGAAAGCAGUCAGAGUCUUCCUUCAUUACUGGAGAUAUAAACAGUUCAGCAUCACUCAACAGAGAGCCCUACAGAGAGACAAAGGGGCUUCUGAACAAUGCCAGGGAUACAAGUGUCAUGGAUACUCUACCACUGAAUGGUAACCAUGGCAAUAGUUACAGCAUUGCCAGUGGUGAAUACCUGAGCAACUGUGUGCAAAUCAUAGACCGUGGCUAUAACCACAAUGAGACCGCCCUAGAGAAAAAGAUUCUGAAGGAACUCACUUCCAACUAUAUCCCUUCUUACCUGAACAACCAUGAGCGCUCCAGCGAGCAGAAUAGGAAUCUGAUGAAUAAGCUGGUGAACAACCUUGGUAGUGGGAGUGAAGAUGAUGCCAUUGUCCUGGAUGACGCCACCUCCUUUAAUCAUGAGGAGAGUUUGGGUCUGGAACUCAUUCAUGAGGAAUCCGAUGCUCCUUUGCUGCCACCAAGAGUUUACUCUACAGAUAACCACCAGCCACACCAUUAUACCAGAAGGCGGAUCCCCCAAGAUCAUAGCGAGAGUUUUUUCCCUUUGCUAACUAACGAGCACACAGAAGAUCUCCAGUCACCCCACCGGGACUCUCUUUAUACCAGCAUGCCAGCACUGGCUGGUGUGCCCGGCACAGAAAGCGUUACAACCAGCACUCAGACCGAACCCCCGCCGGCCAAAUGUGGUGAUGCCGAAGAUGUUUACUACAAAAGCAUGCCAAACCUAGGCUCCAGAAACCACGUCCAUCAGCUGCACAUCUACUACCAGCUAGGUCGCGGGAGCAGUGAUGGAUUUAUAGUUCCUCCAAACAAAGAUGGGACCCCUCCGGAGGGAAGUUCAAAGGGACCUGCUCAUUUGGUCACUAGUCUAUAGAAUAUGACACCAAGUCAAAUCAACAAGACCGCUCACACCAGGUUGACUAUUCAGAGCUGAUAUAAGCAGUGGUCAUCAUGUGUGUACUCCUAAAUCUUUAUGCUUAUUUCUUGAAAGACAAACUCUCAGACUUUCUUUCCUUUUCUCUCUCUUUUUUUUUUAAACUUGAAUUUUUAGGUGAGCCCAAAAGGAGAGACAUAACUGCUGAAAUUCCUCUAUGCCCUUAGCAUUCCUGUCCUUGCCCCACUCAGAUGGAGACUUCAUUAUGUUAAUGAACGAGAUAUGAAGAAAAUGGCACUCAUUGUGGCCUUGUUGCAUUAUGUUGUGUUUGUUCUAACAUCUCUGAUGCUCUGUUGCUAUCAUGACAUGGACCUGAUUUUGAAAAGGCCAAAAGAGUUGUUUGAAAUUAGUAACACUGCUGCAUCUAGAUCGGAGUGCUGCACAAACAAACAUAAGAGUGAAGCAAAACUAUCACAUUGUGGGUUUUAGUCACAACCUGAAUUUACCACAGUGAGAAUAGCUGUGGAAUAAAGAAAAAAAAAACAAAUUUUAAAAACAACAAAAUUAAUAAUGAAAUGGAGGGGAAUUCUAGAAUUAUAUGCUAAAUGCAUAUUUAAUGAUUUGCUGUAUUAACUGAUGACAAAACUAAUGGCAGAGAAAAAUUUGAACAAUUUCUAUGUAAUGUACAGAUACUAGCAUUGCACAUAUAGUCUGCUUUCUGUUCCUCCAGAAUUUGAGUCCUGUUAAUGUAGUGGAAAAAAAAAAAAGAAUUCUUUUUCUUUUGUGCUGGUCUUGCAAGUUUGUCUACCAGUAAGAGAGCAACGUUUCUUUCCUUUCUUCUUAGGUUCAUUUUCCUCAUUUUCCCCUUGUUUCUUUUUUUAUUUAACUUUGCAAAUAAAUAAAUAAAUGAAACUAUCACUUUAUAAGAAUCAUUUUCUAGUAACGCAAACAAAAUUAUUUUUUACAAAAAAAAAUAAAUAAAUAUAGACUUCCCGCACUCUAUAUCUUUAUCCAGCCAGAAUAUCUCAAAGAGCAUUUUUUCUCCUUGCAAAUUAGAGCAGGAUGAAUGUUUAUGUUUACAGCUCACUUUUGUUGUAAUGCAAAUCAAAUUUGGCAAGCAGUUCAUCACUAGGACAGUAGCUAUGAUUCUAGAAGUCAAAAGGUGUCCAUAGGACUAGCAGGGCUUCUGCAUGUGAAAAAAUGGUAUCCCAUAGGCGUUAAAGUGCCGGCUGCUCAGUCUCACCUCCAAGUGGCACCUAAACUAUCAAUUUUAAAAGGAAAUUCACUCCCUUGUAGUCAAAAUGGAAAGGUAAAGUUAUUUUGAAGUGAGUUUUAUUUUUAAAUCAAAUCCCUUCUGUUAAGAGAAAAAAAAUUAUUUAUUUGACAGGAUUUUAAGUAAUGUAGGAAUACAAGAGGUAAAUUAGCAGUACAUAUAAUUUUUUUAAAUUUAUGAUCCAUUUUGUAUGGUCUCAAAGUUAUGACCUCAUUACUAAUAUUUGUUGUAAAAGUGAAACUUGUUUGCCAACCAAUAAACAACUGAUUGAGAUUUAGAA